AUGAAAAUAAAAAAAAGUAUUUAUAAAUAUUUAGGUUUUUAUUCUUUAUUUUUUAAAGGUAAUGAUAAUAAGGAAUUUCACUGUUUAAGAAAAAAUACUAAUAUGACUUAUUUAAAACCAAAUUAUUUUGUAUGUAUUCCAUUAAAUAAUGAAGUUGUAAGUAAAGAAUUACUGAAAAUACAAAAUCAUAUUACUAUGAAGUAUGAUAAAUUAAAAGAAUGCUUAAUAGAAAAAAAAAAAUUUCAUAUUUCUCUUCUAAUAUUAUAUAUUAAGAAAUCACAAAUAGAAUUAUCAAAAGAAGCCUUCCAUGAAGCUGUUGAAGAAAUUAAAAAGAUUGAUCAAGAAAAAAUUUCAUUUAAUAAAUUAGAAACAUUUCGAAAUGAUGUUUUAUAUUUAAGUUUUAAAGAGAGCAGUAAUAAUUAUAUUAUAAAUAUUAUAAAUAUUUUAAAAAAAUCUUUUGCAAAAAGGGAUAUAAAAAUAAUAUACAAUAAAAAGAACAAAAAUGAUGAGAAUCAAAAAAAAACUGCUAAUAAAAAUGAAAUUAAAAGUGAUUUAGACAAAAGUGAUAUAAAUAAAAAUGGUACUAAUAAGAAUAACUUAAGUAAAAAUAGUAAUGAUACCGAAAGAAUUACUCCUCAUUUAACUAUAAUGAAAAAUUCUUAUAUGAAAAAGAAUUAUGUUAAUAAAAAACCAAAAAUUUUUGCUGAUUAUUAUUCAGAUUUCGAUUUAACAAAUUUACUAAAAGAACAUUUGAUUGCCAAUAAAAUUCAAUUUCUUGAAAUGGACACUGAUUCUUCAACGUCUUAUUAUAAAAUACUGUCUGAAUGCAGUCUUUUUUAA
Molecule: messenger RNA, 840 nt
Organism: Plasmodium relictum
Lineage: Eukaryota; Apicomplexa; Aconoidasida; Haemosporida; Plasmodiidae
Product: conserved Plasmodium protein, unknown function
Exons: 1
Coding region: 1-840 (279 amino acids)
Cellular component (GO): cytosol
Molecular function (GO): protein kinase A regulatory subunit binding
Source: RefSeq, a predicted model, not a curated record